AUGGGUUUGGGGCUGGUGGACUGUCAUUGCCAUCUCUCCGCCCCGGAUUUUGACAGCGAUCUGGAUGAUGUGUUGGAGAAAGCCAAGAAGGCUAAUGUUAUAGCCCUUGUGACAGUUGCUGAACACGCAGGAGAAUUUGAAAGAAUUAUACAACUUUCAGAAAGGUAUACUGGAUUCAUCCUGCCAUGUCUGGGAGUUCACCCAGUUCAAGAACUUUCACCAGAAAAACCAAGAAGUGUGACAUUAAAGGAUUUGGAUGUAGCGUUGCCUGUUAUUGAGAAAUACAAGGAUCGGUUGCUGGCAAUUGGAGAGGUGGGGCUAGACUUCUCCCCUAGAUUUGUGGGCACCAAUGAAGAGAAGGAGGAGCAAAGACAGGUCCUGAUCAGACAGGUCCAAUUGGCCAAAAGACUCAACGUGCCUUUAAACGUGCAUUCGCGCUCAGCUGGAAGACCCACCAUCAGCCUCUUACGUGAGCAAGGUGCUGAGCAGGUGCUCCUGCACGCGUUCGACGGCCGGCCAUCCGUAGCCAUGGAGGGAGUGAGGGCUGGUUACUACUUCUCAAUACCACCGUCCAUCGUAAGAAGUGGGCAGAAGCAGAAGCUUGUGAAACAGCUGCCUCUAAGUUCUAUCUGCUUAGAAACAGAUUCACCUGUGCUAGGACCAGAAAAAAUGACACGGAAUGAACCCUGCAACGUUUCCAUUUCAGCAGAGUGCAUCGCCCGAGUGAAAGGGCUCUCGGUGGAGGAGGUCCGAGAAGUGACGACGCAGAAUGCAUUGAAACUGUUUCCCAAGCUUCAGUGCCUGCUCCAGAAAUAGCUUCAAAACCGCCCAGUGCAAGGCCCAGCCAGCUCAGGGCAGCGCUCGGGAGAGCAGGCAUUCACUUCAAUGAUCUGAAACGAAGAAGCCAUUUUAUGUGGCUAGCAGUCAUAGUUUCACAGAAAUGUUCCUCUUAAGAACAAAUUUGGGCCAC
Acomys russatus (golden spiny mouse) is the source of this 970-nucleotide messenger RNA. It is a transcript of the gene Tatdn3, whose product is annotated as TatD DNase domain containing 3. Gene Ontology annotation, molecular function: hydrolase activity, acting on ester bonds. The record is from RefSeq and is a predicted model, not a curated record. The transcript is spliced from 10 exons. NCBI's taxonomy places the organism in Eukaryota, Metazoa, Chordata, Mammalia, Rodentia, Muridae. The coding region runs from base 1 to 816 and encodes 271 amino acids.